Messenger RNA from Coregonus clupeaformis (lake whitefish), 3131 nucleotides. It is a transcript of the gene gmfb, whose product is annotated as glia maturation factor, beta. The coding region runs from base 67 to 495 and encodes 142 amino acids. Gene Ontology annotation, molecular function: Arp2/3 complex binding; actin binding. The transcript is spliced from 7 exons. Lineage: Eukaryota; Metazoa; Chordata; Actinopteri; Salmoniformes; Salmonidae. The record is from RefSeq and is a predicted model, not a curated record. Gene Ontology annotation, cellular component: actin cortical patch. Gene Ontology annotation, biological process: negative regulation of Arp2/3 complex-mediated actin nucleation; actin filament debranching.
AAAAUAGUGUUCUGUACUGCCCUCCUCCGGUCUAGACAGAACAAUUGAGUCUGCGCUUCAGGGAAAAUGAGUGAAUCACUGGUUGUGUGUGACGUUGAUGGAGACCUAGUUAAAAAGCUACGGGAGUUCCGCUUCCGGAAGGAGACUAACAAUGCUGCUAUCAUCAUGAAGAUUGACAAGGACAAGCAGCUUGUCAUCCUUGAUGAAGAACAUGAGGAUAUUUCUCCUGAUGAUCUGAAGGAUGAACUGCCUGAAAGACAGCCAAGGUUUGUGGUGUAUAGCUACAAGUACCAACAUAAUGAUGGACGAGUUUCUUACCCCCUCUGCUUCAUAUUCUCUAGUCCAGUGGGAUGUAAACCCGAGCAGCAGAUGAUGUACGCUGGAAGCAAAAACAAGCUGGUGCAAACUGUCCAGUUGACUAAGGUGUUUGAGAUCAGAAACACAGAGGACCUGACAGAGGAAUGGCUUAGAGAGAAGCUUGGGUUCUUCGGUUAAGACGAGGCCAUUUGGUGAUCUAGUGGACUGAACGGUCUAGAGGAGGAACAAGACACUUGGGAAGAAAACACCAUACCUUACGUUUCCCUCCUCUAUGUACCUAUUCCCAUACAAUCUCCCUCUCCCCUUCAACAUGUGCCAGUUUCCUGUGUCUGUAUAGAAUUAACAUUACCACUCCUACUGAGGUGGACAGAGCAUUCCCUCUCCUACACGAGCAAAACUCAAGGAAAAUUGAAAGGAAUUGUCAUGGCGGCAAUUGCUUUUGAGUUUGAGUUUUGCUUGUUUAGUUUACAUAAUUAUGACUUGAUAGAUUAGAUUCUAACCACUUUUAUUUUUUUUGUCCUAUUUUUAUUUAUUUUUAUACUGUAAUCAAAAGGAUGGUUCUGGAUAUUAAGAGGGGAGCUUUGAUUUGGGGAGCUGUUUUUUUUUCUUCAAAUUAAGUCAUAAAUAUAUGACUUGUGGGAGGAUCCUGGGUUGUGAAGAUAAUACACGACUUUGAUUCUUCUUUAUACAUUUUCAAGAUGGAAGUGCCUCAAGGCUUGAAGCACUUUUGACCUUAAUCACACAAUCAUAGCCAUACAUUUUACAUCCAAAUUCAAUGUAUCUUUGAUUAUGUUGUGUGGAAUUUCUCAUUCUGCUUAGAAAGGUAGGUCAGUAUAAAGAAAUAAAUUCAUUUUUCACUCACUGAUUUAAGUUUAUAUGACACAAUAUGACAACAAAGGAUCUUAAUCCAAAUUACAAUACUAUAAAAAAACAGCUAAAAUACAAUUCACCAUCUGGUUUCUGGGUGUAUACGUUCUUAUUGCAGUUGUUCCGGGGUAAUGGAAUUAUUGAUGCUAUUGGUCGAUAAGUAACAUUUUAAGAGGCUGCAGACUGUUUUUGAGUGAAACAAAGGACAGUUCGAUAUCUCUGUUCAUCUUUGUUUAGUGGAGAAUCAGUGUGAUUCUUAGUGAGACUUUGCAGUGAGGUAAUGUUUUUCACCCCAAAUGGUACACUAUUCCCUACAUAGUGCACUACUUUUGGUCAAAAGUAGUGCACAAUGUUUUAUACCAUUUGAACUGUGUCCUUCAAAGUGCAGAACCUGUUUCGCCUACAAAGAUUUUCACUGAUAUGUUCUUGAAAGAAACCUCUGUUUUGUUUUAGGGCCAGUUUCCCAGACACAGAUUAAGCCUAGUCCUUGGACUAGAAAGCUUUUUCAAUAGAGACUCACUUAAUGUGUGUCCGGGAAACCAGUCUGUGUCCCAACCUUGGACAGGUGUGAAUACACUGGGAGAUUAGAGAGUCAUCUUUUUGCCUUUUUUAAAUCCUUUAUUUUUUAGCAGGCGUGAAAGAACUUGAAGAGCCGGUUUCCUGGGCACAAACUAAGACUAGUUCUGGACAAAAAAAGCACUUUCAGUGGAGAUUCUCCAUUGAACAUGCCUUAGUCCAGGGCUAGUCUUAAUCCUACAGUAUGUCCAGGAAACCGCUCGACAAGUAUACUGUAUUACAUUUGGAUUGGUGAUAUUCCAAAAGGCUGUUUCUCUUUCCAUCAGAGUAUUCUUCCGAAGAACAUAUUUAAAAUGUAAACUCCGAAAACAAACAAUGACACUCUCUUUCCCCGUAUAGUGCACCAUAGGACUCUGGUCAAAAGAAGUGCACUAUAAAGGGAUUAUGGUACCAUUUGGGACGUGAACAAUGACUUAUGUCUUACCAUCUGCUGAAACGUGACAUCAAAAAGCAAAAUAAGACUAUAGCUUUAAACAUCACCUCAUAAUCCUGUAUGUAUGAACUGUACUGGAACAUUCCUGUUUUUACUCUGAAUUGUGCAAUCAGCUGGUGUCAAUGUGAAAAAUGAAAACGCUUAAUGAGCCGUAAAAAAAAAAAAAAACCUUUGACGUGGUAAGCUACUGUAAAUACAAGUGCAUGCUUUCGUCAGUGUGUCUUUGUCCGACAGUUUGCAUUAUGACAAAAAACAGCCCAAACAAGCCUUCAAUAGUAUGUCAGUUUGUAGAGCAUGUUCUUUGUUUUACACAGUGAAUGUAUCCUCAAUAAUGAAUUCAAAAUUGGCAUACUUUGAUUGACACAAGCAAUAAUAUAGAGAACAUGCAUGCAAACGCAAUCACAGGGGGAAGUUGCUGACAAAGUGUGUUAAGAUUAAACACUACAGUAGUUGGAUAAUUAUCAACAUGUUUUUUAGAUAAUGUGUGUUCCAAAUGUCACCCUGUUCCCUUUAUAGUGAACUUAUUUUGACCAGAGUCCUAUGGUCCCGUAGUGCACUAUGAAGGGAACAGGGUGCCAUUUGGAACUGAUGAUGGAACUGAUGAAUAGAGAUAAUCAGCCCUGGAAAUAAUUAUUCAAUCUGCAUUCAUUAAUAAGAUAUAGCUAUAUCCUUGUAGAAACAUGUGGCCUAUUAAGUGUAUUGAUCGCUUUGAAUUGAUGUAUUUUUCCUAUUAUAGUUCUGUACUUUCUCAGAUCAACAGCUUUUAUUAAUUUUUUCUUAACAAAACAGCAACUCAAAACAUGUAACAUAUUCGGCUACCCAAUGGUGUCAGUGAAACUUGUGAAAUAUUUGUAUUUUUCCAUGCGUAAUACAGUUGUCCCAAUAAAACAAAAAUGAUGUUUAAUGUUGUAUGCAUUAAAUGUAAUAUACAAAGUCA